Molecule: messenger RNA, 2655 nt
Organism: Xyrauchen texanus (razorback sucker)
Lineage: Eukaryota; Metazoa; Chordata; Actinopteri; Cypriniformes; Catostomidae
Product: transcription factor AP-2-delta-like
Exons: 6
Coding region: 48-782 (244 amino acids)
Biological process (GO): regulation of cell population proliferation; regulation of transcription by RNA polymerase II; anatomical structure development
Cellular component (GO): nucleus
Molecular function (GO): DNA-binding transcription factor activity, RNA polymerase II-specific; RNA polymerase II transcription regulatory region sequence-specific DNA binding
Source: RefSeq, a predicted model, not a curated record
CUAUUAAAUACGAUUUUUAAACAAAGCAGUUUAACCAACGCGGACUAAUGGCUUCAACAGAAGCAUAUGCAGUCGACGAAAAACCUCUGAGCUCACGCAUGUCUCUUGAAACGGGCACAGAGAGCAAAACUGGGUCUGCUGACUCCCAGAUCAAUCCACACUCCAACACAUCCUCCGCUACAGACACACCGAUCACAAAUGCUCCUACAGAUACACAGAACAAUAACACCACCAUAGACACAUGCACCUCCAUCUUCAAGGAAGUGGAAAGUAUCCUGCCCUUGUCAUGUGGACACAAAAAACGAAGAUAUCCAGUGACGGUUGAAGAGGUGAAGCGCAGGGUGGGGCCGCCAGAAAACAUGUCUCUCAAUUCUCUAGUGGCCUAUUUACGGGUGGAUAAAACAAAAAAUGUCACCCUAAAACAGGAUCUCCAGGAUGCUGGUAUAGACCCAGCACCAAAAACGACAGUCACAUCUCUUUGUUCCAGAGUCACUGAGGGUGAAGCAGCAGACCUUACUCUAAGCAUUGGGAAACUGGCAGUAACCACAAUUCCCUUUGAUGACAUCACCAUAGUAGCCCUAGAUCAUCAGUAUCCAGAUAUUUCCAUUGGGAGACUCUAUGAAUUCAGGGAGAUGUUGCAGAGUCUAGUGACUGCUGUGAAGGCACACAGUGGUGACUUCGACCUGGCCACCCAUGGGAUGGGAUUCGGGAUGCUAGAUGUGUACACCGGCAUUCUCAUGCAAGUAACUGAAAAAGAAAUUGAGAACCGUAAAAAAAAGUAGAAAACGAUGCUGUUAGUUCAUUUUCAGACUGCUUUAUUUAGUGUAUUUUUUAAAAAUGUUUUAGACACCCUUUAUUAUAUUAGGUGUCUUUAACUUUUAUGUACUUUUAAGCAUUUGCAGCAAUGUACGUAAUAAGUACAUUAGAGGUAGACCGUUAGUUGUUUUUUGGAACUAAUGGUUAUCGGAUAAAUCUAUGCAGAUAAUUGUGGAUAGUUUUAGUUGUGAUUAACCAUUAUGUGGGGAUUUUCUGUAUCAUUGCCAAUUUUCAUAUUUCUGUCCUCACUUCAAAACAUGUUUUAUUUUGACUAGAUAAUCAAAGUGUAUUAAAUUGAAGUGAGGGCAUGGAAAUAAAAAUGCGACUAUAUGGAAAUGUGCCCUGUCAGCACAUACAGUACAUUGUGUUUACAACUUCAUAUCUUGUGAAUAAUAAUAAUAAUAAUAAUAAACCUCAUUGCUCAUUAAACCUCAUCUGUUGAAAUGUAUAACUUGGCAAAUACUGCUUAAAUAUAGAGCAUUGUAACUGAGCCAACAAAAAGUCCCGUUUGUGUUUUGGGCUUGAAGUUAAGUCACAUUUUCUUAUAACUAUUGGGAUUUUGGUGGAACAAUAAACUGCAUCUGGGAUUUUACUCAUUUUGGACUCUUGUAGUGUGGAAGUCAAGGUUGAAAUUCCAACCGUUUUAGAGGCGAAUGUGCAAAGCAAAAUAUUACGGAUUCACAGAUUAAAUAUACGCUCACGAAGUACUUUAUUAGGAACCCCUGUUCACCUACUUAUUCAUGCGAUUAUGUAAUCAGCCAAUGGUGUGUCAGUAACCCUAACCCUGCACUGCAUAAAAUCUUGCAGAUACGGGUCAGGAGCUUCAGUUAAUGUUACAUUUACAUUUAUGCAUUUGGCAGACGCUUUUAUCCAAAGUGACUUACAGAGCACUUAUUACAGGGACAAUCCCCCCCGGAGCAACCUGGAGUUAAGUGUCUUACUCAAGGACACAAUGGUGGUGGCUGUGGGGCUCGAACCAGCAACCCUGCUGAUUACCAGAUUACAAGUUAGGUGCUUAGACCACCACUCCACUCCAUUCUGAUGUUCACAUCAACCAUCAGAAUGGGGAAAAAUAAUCUCAGUGAUUUGGACCAUAGAUGAUUGUUGGUAUCAGACGGGCUGGUUUGAGUAUUUGUGGGAUUUUCACACACAACAGUCUCUAGAAUUUACUCAGAAUGGUGCCAAAAACAAAAAACAUCCAGUGAGUGGCAGUUCUGUAGAUGGAAACGUCUUGUUGAUGAGACGUCAAUAUUGUUUUUUUUAUUGACAUUUAUUCACUUAACUUACUGUCAGACACACUUAAAGCAUGCUAUUUUGAUUUGAUCCCUCCAACACAGAGUCUUUAAUGAUGUAACUAUGGUGUGCAGUAAAAUAAUUAAGUGUUAAAAUACAUUCUAUACAUUCUGAAAUGUGAUAUUUUUCCAUCUCAACCAUGUGUUGUACACUGGAGACAUUUGUUUUUUUUUCCUGCGUUGAAGCUUCCUCUGUAACCUAAACUAAAAUGCCAAAUUCAUCCCUCAAUUCUUAACAGAAAUGAUCACAAUGGGAAUGACAGAGUUAACAUAUUGAAGCUGUGACUGCUGAGACUUAAACAUUGUUUGUUUAAAAAUAUGGAUAAAUAAACCUUACCAGUUACAAAUCGCGAUUCUUGAGCCGAACGAUUUUGAAAUCGUCUCCCUGAUGAAAAAUCAAUUAUUUUAUAAAAACAAAAACACAUGUUUAUCUUUACGUUUAUUCCUUUAAUGCAUCGCUACCGCAGCCAUCAAGCGCUGUUCAUUUGAGCUGUUGUGGAGAGUAUUUGUCUGUAUGACACUGCUUUAAUAAAUGGUUUAGCUGUAA